GAGAGAGAGAGGAGAAAAAAAAAAAAAGAGCAGCCCAAAGCCCCGGACCCUAGAAAUCCAUCCUCGAUCUUGGAGAAAAAGAGCAGUCAAAUUGAUUUUCGAAGAAGAAAAUGGCGAAGGAGAAGGCGGCUCCGACGGGUUGCUACAAAUGCGGCCGACCGGGCCACUGGUCCCGCGACUGUCCGUCCUCCGCUCCGAUCCCCAAUUCCAAUCCCAACCUUAAUACUUCCUUCAGAUCUACUCCUUCGUCUUCUUCUUUCAAGAGUGGUCCCGGAACCGCCGAGAAAUCCUCGGCGAAGCCGCCAAAAAAGGUCCUGCCUCCGAGGGUGAGGCCCAAGCUCACCCCUCAGCUGCUUCUCUCCGACGAUGGCCUCGGUUAUGUCCUCCGCCACUUCCCUCGCGCCUUCAAGUACCGCGGUCGCGGCCACGAGGUUAGCGAUCUAGGGAACCUGAUUCGCAUGUAUGGCGAAUGGCAUUCUCGUUUGCUCCCUUAUUAUUCAUUUGAUCAGUUUGUACAUAAGGUGGAACAAGUUGCUGCUACAAAACGCGUAAAGACAUGUCUUAGAGAAUUGAGAGAAAGAGUUGCCAGCGGAGGGGAUCCAACAAAAUUGCAUGAACCACCAGUUGAAGAUGAAAAUCCUCAUGAUGGACAAGAGGCUAUAAGUUCCGAGGAAGUACGCCAUCACAAGGAAGAUUCAUCUUCGAAGAACCAUAACAUUGAUGAUAUUCAGGAAGACAUGCUCCAGGAUGUUUAUGAAAAUGCUAUUGAACAACCUUCGGCGAAUUUGCAAAAUGGUAUAACACCGGCAAAAGAAUUACCUAAUCAAGUUCCAAAUGACAAAGUUAGUCAGUCUAUUGAGAAUGAUAUCACAGAAGAACAAAGAGCCCGAAUGGAAGCUAACAGAUUGAAGGCACUAGAGAAAGCUGCAGCUAGGGCCCGCUCAUUACAGGUUACUUGACUGUUCACUACAUUUGAGCAUUUUGGUCUUCUAUCAUUUUGGAAUAUGCUUAUUGUAUUCUAUGACUGUCAGCAACAGAAUUUCCAUUUCUAUAUGACAGCUGCAAGAGUUGCUGAUAAUGUA
Morus notabilis is the source of this 1082-nucleotide messenger RNA. RefSeq names its product TIMELESS-interacting protein. The record is from RefSeq and is a predicted model, not a curated record. The coding region runs from base 111 to 959 and encodes 282 amino acids. Gene Ontology annotation, biological process: DNA damage response; replication fork arrest; DNA replication checkpoint signaling. Gene Ontology annotation, molecular function: DNA binding; zinc ion binding. Lineage: Eukaryota; Viridiplantae; Streptophyta; Magnoliopsida; Rosales; Moraceae. The transcript is spliced from 5 exons. Gene Ontology annotation, cellular component: replication fork protection complex; nucleus.